This is a messenger RNA of Colletotrichum higginsianum IMI 349063, 1191 nucleotides long. Its product is annotated as Mus38-like protein. The transcript is spliced from 2 exons. NCBI's taxonomy places the organism in Eukaryota, Fungi, Ascomycota, Sordariomycetes, Glomerellales, Glomerellaceae. The record is from RefSeq and is a predicted model, not a curated record. Bases 1 to 1191 code for a protein of 396 amino acids.
AUGCCAUUUCGUUCAUUUCAUUGGGUGUGUGGUCCGUGCUUCCUUUUUUGCCAAAGCACCAGAACCCACAUCACAUCAAUUCACCAAAGUGGAUUGUCAACGCCAACGCUCUUCAUCAUUUCUCAUCAUCCCUCGCCGUACUUCAAUUUCACCACCAUGGCUACUUACUACAGUCUCGACAACGCAAUCAGUGCGUUUUUUGAAACCAACACAACUGCAACAAGAGAACAAUGCGAUGCAUUUACCCUCUCUCGCGCUGGUGGGCAGGUCAACCCAGUGCAGAUACAGGGGACGUUCAGCUAUACUGUCACGGCAGGGACUAACAAGUCCAAAAUCUUCCAGUUUCGAAUCCAGGACUCCAGCAUCGAUAUGGAAAUCAUGAACCUGGCCAAGACAGUUCAUCCAAAACUUGUUGCUGACUGCAAAUAUCACGGAACCAUUGGCGAAUCGCGGCCCAUCCACAUCUACGAGAUGGACAACAUUCCUGGAACCGCUUACAUUAUUGCGCGCAAUCUCUCUGUUCCUCAGCCAACUGAUGCUGUUUCCCGGCAGCGCAGCACCGUGACAGACCUCGCGAGUUUCUUCGCGCAGUCAUGGAACAAUAGUCAACAUUUGUCCCAAGACAAUAUAGACACUCUGCGGAGGGAGUUCAGCUCUAAGUUUGAACUUCUUACUCGAUCACUUCCUCACCGUUUUGCGUCGAACCUGAGCAGAGUUCGACAAGUGCUCCCUUCGCUCUUCUCAGGGACACUUCCUUUCGUUCUCAGUCAUGGCGACCUCUGCGAGAUGAACCUCCUCGUAAACUCCAAAACCGGAAACAUUACUGGGAUUGUCGACUGGGCCGAAGCAGCAAUCCUUCCAUUCGGCUUUUCGCUGUGGGGGUUUGAGAAUGUGCUAGGAUAUAUGGAUUCUGAGGGAUGGCAUUACUAUGACAAUCGCCGCGAACUUGAGGAUCUCUUUUGGCAGACCUUUUUGGAGGAAGCCAGAAAUGCCUCGGAGGUUGAUUUGCAGUUCAUCCGGGCUGCGAGGAUGAUUGGUCUGUUCUGCCGGUACGGCUUCAUUGUAGAAGGAAAAGUUGUGAAAGGUGUGGUGGAUCUGUCUGAUGCUUCUUCCCUGGCGUAUCUCGAUGCAUUCUGCACAAUUGAUGACUGGGCCCCUGGAGCGCAAGCAGGAUCAUUUGCGUUGGCGUAA